CAGCCAGGUACAGGCUGGUAUACGUCCCUCAUAUACUGGGAAUGUAGCAGUGCCUCGAUGGUUUAACUCACCGCAACUCCAUUAAGGAUUGUUUGACAUGAUAGAUUCCCGGGCAUUGUGCUGCUUGUAAUACGAGACUCCAAUUUUCUCACCAUAGUGGAGCCUAUGAUGAAUUCAUACAGCCGACACAGGUACGAAAUAGCCUGUUAUGGCCGUUUGGUGCAUGGAGGCUGGCCAAAGAUCCCCCAUCGCGUCGCCUACAUAGGAGCGGUGCUCUAGAUACCACGAGAAAGAGAUGCGGCAAGCGAGACGAGUCAGUACCGCGACUUGCACACGAAAGAUCGGGUGCAGACAAAGAACCCGGCUCACCAUCAGUAUAUCCCAUCCAGGCACAGCCACGGCACCUUCCAGACCGAGUAUAACCAGAAUCACCACCAACACUGAAGAACACACGACACUAUCGCCGGCGUUCCUCCCCCCCCCCCCCGGCACAACGAGCUUCACAAUCCGCACCAACUCUGGUGACUCACGUUCAGGAUACUACAGCGUCAAGCUCCGUGUACCCUGCAUUCGGGUUUGGUGUCCAGGGAGUCCUGCGCCGGCGGCCAUACAUGGUAUAUCACUCGGGAAAACACGAGAUUCACCCCAUGCCUGAGGCAGGUUGAGGUAUGACGACCAGCUUGCCCAGC
Messenger RNA from Aspergillus fijiensis CBS 313.89, 689 nucleotides. RefSeq lists its product as uncharacterized. Bases 296 to 655 code for a protein of 119 amino acids. The transcript has a single exon. Lineage: Eukaryota; Fungi; Ascomycota; Eurotiomycetes; Eurotiales; Aspergillaceae. The record is from RefSeq and is a predicted model, not a curated record.